GCAGCGCGCAGCCCGGCGCCUUCACUGACGGUGAGCGGCGGCGGCGGCGGCAACGGCAGCGCGAUGCUCACCGACAGCCUGGUGGAGGAGUUCGAGAUCCGCGAGGAUGAGCCGUGGUAUGACCAGCAGGACCUGCAGCAAGAUCUUCAACUGGCUGCUGAGCUGGGGAAGACCCUUUUGGACCGAAACACAGAACUGGAGUCCUCUCUGCAGCACAUGUAUUCCACCAAUGAGGAGCAACUGCAGGAAAUAGAGUAUCUCACCAAGCAGGUGGAUCUUCUACGCCAAAUGAACGAUCAGCACGCCAAAGUCUACGAGCAACUGGACGUUACGGCGAGAGAACUAGAAGAUACGAAUCAAAAGCUGAUCGCCGACAGCAGGGCCUCUCAGCAAAAGAUAGGAAGUCUCACGGAGACCAUCGAAAACCUCCAGACUCACAUCGAUGAACUGCAGAGGCAGGUGGAAGAGUUGAAGGCCUCUGGGCAAAGCCACGUCAAUUACGAAAGACCCGAGCAGCCCAAAUCGGUCCAGAGUUUUCCAUGCCUGAAAGAACUCUACGAUCUCCGCAAGUAUUUUGUCUAUGAUCACAUAUUUGCAGAAAAGAUUAUAUCAAUGGACAGUCAACUAAGCCCCGUAGAAGAGGAAAACCAGAAUUUGAAGAAGGCGGUGAAUCUCUUGCAAACGCAGCUCAACGUGGAGAAAGAGAAGCGGUUGUCUAUGGAGGAAGAGUAUAGUUUUCUGCUGAAGGAAAACACAGGUCUGGAGCAACAGCUGGUGGACAUCCACCUGUACCAGGCGAGAGCCGAGGAACUGGAGACGGAAGUGGCCGAAAUGAAGCAGCUCUUUAAUUCUGGAAGUCCCUGUUGGAACAGGAUGGAGCAACUGCCCCCAGAAUCUUUUUUCAUCUCCCUCAAGGGCCCCUUAGAAAAAGAACUCAGCCACGGUCCUUGGGAUGGGAUGUCCUUCAUCUUUCCUGAGCUGGAGAAGAGGUCCCUCAAAAGAAGCAGCAGCGAGAGCUUGCUCGGCGGCGCGGCGGGCGAUGACCUCUUCAAAGGCCACGAAGAGACCUGCAUCAGGAGGGCGGAGGCCGUCAAGCAACGGGGCGUGUCCCUCCUCAACGAGGUGGACGCCCAAUACAACGCCUUGAAGGUCAAGUACGAGGAACUUCUGCAGAAGUGUCAAACGGACAAAGGACUGCUGGACCACAAGGCUGUGCAGACCUCAAAACAGCGCUCCAAAGAUGUCCAUGGCGGGAGCUUGGUAUCCCUGGACAGGGGUUUUAGGGAGCCCAGUUCCCCGACUGCUGAUUCAGCCAACUUCUCUUCCAACGUUUUCCCCGAAUAUAAACUCCUCUUCAAGGAAAUCUUUAGCCGUAUCGAAGAAACUAAAAAGGACAUUGACGAACAUCGGGCAAAAUAUAAGUCUUUCUCUUCUCAAUGUCCUUAAAAAAAAGAUAUGGCGGGGAUCAAAAGAUAAUUAUUGUUGUUUUUUUCCCACGAUAUCAGCCUUUUAAUGUUUCUUAGGGAACAAGAUGUAAGCUCAGGAUUGGCAGAUUUCCUGUAAAAAAAAAUGGGUUGGAUUCGUUUGGUUAGUUCUACCGAGUUGGAAUCCGGUUGGAUUCCAUCUCGCCCUGAACCAAGCUCCCUCGGGAAGGUGAGUCUCUUGACCACCAGUUUGCAAAUUAAUUUUGUUACGCAACUCAACAAUUCUAGUUCUGCUGGGAAGAAAACCCGCCGUGUUAUCGAAACAAGAGCCACAUAGGUUAUAUUACGCACAAUGACAACUUUUUUGGACUUGGGACACUUCCUGGGGUUGAAAAGCAAAAUAGAGAUGAUUUUUGUUAGUGUGCCAUUGUCCUAUACAACUGCAAACAUGCUGUUAAAACAUUGUGCACGUUCCUUAAUUGAGGAAAUUUUACAGAUCUGUCACUGUUCGAUAUGCUGGGAUGCCAUUGUCUUAUUUUAAAAUCCAUAUAUAUAUAUUGGAGUACAUAAUUUGGCUACUAAAACUCCUGGUGCGUCAAUCUUCCGCUGCAUUAGAAGGCUGAAUAUUACAAAACAGCCUCCAUAUAAAAAGUAAACUGAUUAGCAUAGAGCAAAAUUAAAAAAACAACAAUUUCACUUUAACUUUUAAAUCCUUUUAGCGCGUCUUCAAGGAUUUGAUUUUCUGGAAAUGGUCUACCCCACAGCCAACUGGAGGCCAAAUUGGGAAGGAUUUACAGCAAUUUCACCCACAGUCUCCUAUUAUCACACCAGCAAAUAUGCUGUACGUAGAACGGGCCAAAUAUUAUGCGGUGAUAAUAUUUCAUCCUUUUAAACCUCCUGCAGAAACUUAUAUUGGUUGCAAAGUCCAAUAAUUAGUUUUACAGCAAGCAUAUGCUAUUUUUUUUUGUCAGAAGGAACUCCUGGGAAUAGAAGUCGAGAAUUUAAAGCCCCUUCCCUUAGUUCUGAGUUUUUAAGAAAAAUUAAGAGUACCAAGUUCAAAUAGUUCUCUCCAAAUAUCCACGAAUAGGUCAGUUGCCAACCGGCGUCACAAAAAGUGACUUGUUUCCCCCUCCUCCUCCCCCCCCCCCCAAAAAAAGAAAAGGGAUGUGUUUCAUAUUGCAUUCCUAAUUUAAAAAGAAGAAUUUGAGCUGCCUGCAAAAAGAAAAGAAAAAAAUCCCCACAAUUGCAGUUUUAAACUUUUGGCCGCUGUUACAAGUUCUACCUUGCCUUAGCUACUGAGGAUGGCUUGUUCUGCUUCAAUUAAGAAGUUCCAGGUGGGAACUCAACUCUUGCCACAUGGUGUAUUUCCAUUUACUACCAGUUGUUUGGUCUUAUUGGUGUUUUGCAAAGAGCAAAUAAAUUCUUUCUGCAAUUAA
Molecule: messenger RNA, 2860 nt
Organism: Thamnophis elegans (Western terrestrial garter snake)
Lineage: Eukaryota; Metazoa; Chordata; Lepidosauria; Squamata; Natricidae
Gene: CDR2
Product: cerebellar degeneration related protein 2
Exons: 5
Coding region: 64-1446 (460 amino acids)
Source: RefSeq, a predicted model, not a curated record